Molecule: messenger RNA, 2727 nt
Organism: Helianthus annuus (common sunflower)
Lineage: Eukaryota; Viridiplantae; Streptophyta; Magnoliopsida; Asterales; Asteraceae
Exons: 16
Coding region: 1-2463 (820 amino acids)
Cellular component (GO): mitochondrial outer membrane
Molecular function (GO): ATP binding; ATP hydrolysis activity
Source: RefSeq, a predicted model, not a curated record
AUGGAACAAAGAAGUGCGUUUGUGUCGGCGUUGAGUGUGGGAAUAGGAAUAGGAGUUGGGCUUGGAGUGGGGAGGACGGUGAAUCGUUUGACCAGCGGUGGUGAUUCGUCCGCAAACGGCAUCACGCCACAGAUAAUGGAGCGUGAAAUGAAAAGUAUGAUUAUUGAUGGUAAAGACAGCAAGGUCACUUUCUAUGAAUUUCCAUAUUAUCUAAGUGAGCAGACAAGGACCUUACUGACUAGUGCUGCCUUUGUUUAUUUAAAGAAUAUCGAUUUUGCUAAGCACACACGGAACCUUGCUCCUGCAAGCCGAACUAUAUUGUUAUCAGGGCCUGCUGAACUUUAUCAGCAAAUGCUUGCCAAGGCUUUGGCUCAUUUUUUUGAUGCCAAACUGCUAUUGCUGGAUGUUACAGAUUUCUCACUAAAGCUCCAAAGCAAAUACGGGGCUUCUGUUAAAACAAAUUCCUUGAAAAGGUCUAUAUCAGAAACAACUUUGGCGAGAAUGUCUGGCUUAUUCGAAUCAGGACUGUGCGUGGUCCAACCCAAACCCGAAAGAAGAGGGGGCUUACGUAGACAAAGCAGUGUUGCAGAUUUAGGAACAAGAGGGCCUGAAGCUAUCCAGAAUCCCCCAAACCUGAGGAGAAAUGCAUCUACGGCAGCUAAUAUGAACGAGCUUGCUUCAAACUAUACUCCUGUAAAUCCAGCUCCACUUAGACGAACAAGCAGCUGGUCUUUUGAUGAAAAGCUUUUUGUACAGACCCUAUACAAGGUUCUUACUCAAACGUCAAACAACACUCCGAUUGUGUUAUAUCUUAGAGAUGUCGCGAAGUUCCUAGGAAAAUCACAAAGGAUAUAUACCUUAUUCCAGAAAAUGUUGAAAAAACUAUCUGGACCAGUACUAAUCCUAGGGUCACAAGUUGCGGAACUUGAUACAGACUACAAUCUAGUCGACGAGAGGAUUACUUCUGUGUUUCCAUACACCAUUGAUAUCAAACCUCCCGAGGAAGAAGACCAUCUCGUUAGUUGGAAGAACCAGUUGCAAGAAGACAUGAAGAUGAUCCAGUUUCAAGAUAACAGAAAUCAUAUUAGUGAAGUUCUUGCAGCUAAUGAUCUUGAGUGUGAUGAUCUUGGUUCUAUAUGUGUAUCUGACACAAUUGCUCUCAGCAAAUACAUCGACGAAGUGGUGGUAUCAGCAAUUUCUCAUCAUCUAACAAGUACUAAGAAUCCUAACUACAGAAAUGGAAGACUAGUUAUUUCUGCUGAAAGUUUGGCCCACGGAUUGAGUCUAUUCCAUGAAGUUAAAUCUAUAAAAAAUAACCCAUCGAAGGAGACAACAGGGAAAGGUGCUGCUGGCACAAAAUCAGAAACAAAACCUGAAGCUGCCGCUCCUAGUGAAGCAGAAGCAGCGGCCCCUAAGAAUGCGGAUAAUGUUGCUCCCCCACCAGCAAAAGCUCCAGAAGUACCAGACAAUGAAUUCGAGAAACGCAUUAGGCCAGAAGUCAUACCGGCACAUGAAGUUGGGGUAACAUUUGCUGACAUUGGUGCUUUAAAUGAGAUCAAAGAGUCACUUCAAGAACUAGUAAUGCUACCACUAAGAAGACCAGACUUAUUUGUGGGAGGCCUUUUAAAACCAUGUAGAGGAAUAUUACUAUUUGGCCCUCCCGGAACCGGAAAAACUAUGCUAGCAAAGGCCAUUGCUAAUGAAGCUGGAGCAAGUUUUAUUAAUGUUUCUAUGUCUACUAUCACUUCAAAGUGGUUCGGUGAAGAUGAAAAGAAUGUUCGAGCCUUGUUCACUCUUGCCGCUAAGGUCUCACCAACUAUAAUAUUUGUGGAUGAGGUUGAUAGCAUGCUGGGUUCGCGAUCAAAAGGAGGAGAGCAUGAAGCUAUGAGGAAGAUUAAGAAUGAGUUCAUGACUCAUUGGGAUGGACUAUUAUCUAAAACUGGUCAAAAACAAAUUCUUGUUCUUGCUGCAACUAACAGACCAUUUGACCUUGAUGAAGCAAUUAUCAGACGUUUUGAAAGAAGGAUAAUGGUUGGGCUACCAUCUGUAGAGCAGAGGGAAAAUAUCAUGAGAACUCUUUUAUCAAAAGAAAGUGUCGUUGAAGGGUUGGACUUUAGAGAGCUUGCAAACAUGACAGAUGGAUUUAGUGGAAGUGAUUUGAAGAAUUUGUGUACAACUGCGGCUUAUCGACCUGUUAGAGAGUUGAUUCAACAAGAGAGGAAAAAGGAUAUUGCUAAAAAAAUCCAAGCUGAGAGUGGUGUCGGCUCACAAACCCCUGAAGACCCUAAAGAUAGGGUGAUAACUAUCAGGCCACUUAACUUGAAAGACUUCAGGGAAGCUAAAACCCAGGUGGCAGCUAGUUUUGCAGCCGAAGGCUCAAUAAUGAGUGAGCUGAAGCAAUGGAAUGAUCAAUAUGGGGAGGGAGGUUCGAGGAAAAAGGAGCAGUUAUCUUACUUCCUGUAAGUAUCAUCACCUCCUGAUUAAACCUCUACAGUUGUCUUCAUAAUAAAUAAAAAAAAAUCACCCAAAGUCCCAAACAUUAUCCUAUAAUAUGAAUCCUACUUAAAUCUUUACAACUCAUGUAUCGGCUUACAUUCGCAACGGUUAACCACACUGUGUCAACACUUUGGGUCAGUCAGAUGUAUGAUUAGGAAGUACAAGAAAGACCCUUUAUAAGGGAAACCGUGUUGUGUAAUUAUUUUUUUUUACAUUUUUCUAUCUCUCAUA